GUCAUACAGGCUUAUGAAUCGAGCGACGAAUAAUCGCUCAUCCGUUAUUCCUCGGCCCAGCUGAGUGGAGCAACUUCGUCAUGUUUGCACGCGUGGGACGUUUAAAUGAGAGGCGGUUGUGUUUUUGCACCCUUGUCCGAAUUUGAGACUAAUUUUUGUGUUGUUUUUUGAAGUGAACGUAAGAAAACAGGCGGCGACUUUUAAGUAGCAUGCUAGCCAGACGCGGCUAAUGUGAAGCUAACGGCUAACCAUUAGGGUUCGUACUGUUUUGGUAUCGCAGUUCGUAUUGUCAAUACUGACGCAUUUGUYCAGGAUAUACGAUCAUCUAUAGUAACCCKUUUUCCCGUAAGGGAAUAAAUGUUAACUUUGUUAAAUAAGCAUUAACGUAGGGAUGAUUGUCAUCACUCCACAGCAUGCCUUGCCACCUGACAGCUAACUGUUUGCUACCUGUAUACAUUACGCUGCUAGCCACGUAAACUGCUUGGUGUUGACGUUGCAGGAGCAGCUAGAAAGCCUGUCCUCCCCAGGAGCUAUUUACAUUUUAAGUGACACCCAGCAUUUAUAUUGACCCAGAAAUCAUCAGAUGAAAACAGCAUUGACCCAAAAUGCACUAGCUGGAAUUGAAAAGGUGGCCAACUGGUUUCCUGGAUCUGUUGCUUGGAUCGGAUGAUGAAGCGGGUCUUCUGGCUGCUUUCAGGCUUAAACAGAAGAAUGAUGAAGCUACUUUUUGCUCUCGCUUUGAUCGCGUACAUUGCUUGUGAGUACAUUGUUUUGAUAUUCUUGCGCGCUUUAAAACUUCCUGAAAGUCGGCUGAUAAGAAUUGUGGAGGGCGCUGUGGCUCCUUUGAGAGAGAAGAUUCGUGACCUGGAACAGAGCUUUUCACAGAAAUAUCCACCGGUGAAAUUUCUCUCAGAAAAAGAUCGAAAAAGAAUUUUGAUCACAGGAGGGGCUGGRUUCGUGGGUUCCCAUCUGACUGACAAGCUGAUGAUGGAUGGCCACGAGGUGACCGUGGUCGACAACUUCUUCACAGGGAGAAAACGAAACGUGGAGCACUGGAUCGGUCACGAAAAUUUUGAGCUCAUCAAUCAUGAUGUGGUGGAGCCGCUUUAUAUAGAGGUGGACCAGAUCUACCACCUAGCGUCUCCGGCCUCCCCUCCUAACUACAUGUACAAUCCCAUCAAAACACUCAAGACGAACACAAUUGGUACUCUGAACAUGCUCGGGUUGGCAAAACGAGUGGGUGCAAGACUUCUGCUGGCCUCUACAUCUGAAGUUUAUGGAGAUCCAGAGGUGCAUCCCCAAAAUGAGGACUACUGGGGCCACGUGAACCCAAUCGGUCCCCGAGCUUGCUACGACGAGGGGAAACGUGUAGCAGAGACGAUGUGCUACGCCUACAUGAAGCAGGAAGGUGUGGAGGUGAGAGUGGCAAGAAUCUUCAACACGUUUGGUUCCCGGAUGCACAUGAAUGACGGACGGGUCGUCAGUAAUUUCAUCCUUCAGGCGCUACAAGGAGAACCUCUCACUGUGUACGGUACUGGAUCCCAAACUAGAGCCUUCCAAUAUGUAAGCGACCUGGUUAACGGYCUCGUGUUGCUGAUGAACAGCAACAUCAGCAGCCCAGUCAACUUGGGAAACCCAGAAGAACACACCAUAUUGGAGUUCGCCCAACUCAUCAAGAGUCUUGUUGUGAGCCGAAGUCAGAUCCAGUUUCUGUCGGAGGCCCAGGACGAUCCCCAGAGGAGGCGACCCGACAUCCGAAAAGCCAAGAUGAUGCUCGGCUGGGAACCCGUGGUGCCGCUGGAGGAAGGUCUGAAUAAAACUAUUCAGUAUUUCAGCAGAGAACUGGAACACCAGGCCAACAAYCAGUACAUCCCCAAACCUAAAGCMGCCCGCAUGAAGAAAGGAAGGCCCAGACACAACUGAGCAGCAGCGGUCUGCUCUGCCAAACACUCCUCCACCGUCAGACAGGAGCUUCUCUCUGAUGUACCCUGCUGAGUAGAGCACUUUUUGGGAACAGUGUCCCGUUGUUGGGUCACGGAYGUGGCUUUUCUCUCUGAGCUCUCUUUAAAAGCGGAUGAUGCCUUGUGGUCAGAGCGGCAGCUGUGAUUUGGAGAGGUYUCCCUCCCCGAAGUUUUCAAAACUGAUGGACCAGCCUGAAUCAAAGAGGCUACCUGCUGGAGCGGAAGAUUGGAAAUCCAGCCCAUGUUUUGGGAGUGUUUUUUUUCGUGGACUUCUUGCUGUUCUUGCUAUAUUUAAUACACUGCCGUGAGAAUCCUGGYGAGCAGCUCCGACUUCGCGGAAACGAACGGCGUUCGUCAAUUUCGUGGCGUUUUGUGUCUGGAGAGCAGCCGUCCGAGUUCGUUUCCCCACUGGACGUCUUGUUGCGUCAGUCUGCCAGACCUGCACCGCACGGCGGGUUGUGGACAAAAUCCUCCAGAGCAACGGUUUACGGCGCCAUAAUUGUUUUUAAAGAUAUUGUGUUUGUGAAAUUUUCAUGUCACGGGUGUGCAGUAUCAUAUCGAUGUGAAGAUGCUAUUUUAAUAAAAUAUUUCCAGUGAUUUGCA
Poecilia reticulata (guppy) is the source of this 2564-nucleotide messenger RNA. The record is from RefSeq and is a predicted model, not a curated record. NCBI's taxonomy places the organism in Eukaryota, Metazoa, Chordata, Actinopteri, Cyprinodontiformes, Poeciliidae.